Cololabis saira (Pacific saury) is the source of this 2864-nucleotide messenger RNA. RefSeq names its product zinc finger protein 135-like. NCBI's taxonomy places the organism in Eukaryota, Metazoa, Chordata, Actinopteri, Beloniformes, Belonidae. Bases 66 to 1412 code for a protein of 448 amino acids. Gene Ontology annotation, cellular component: nucleus. The transcript is spliced from 2 exons. The record is from RefSeq and is a predicted model, not a curated record.
UUUUCAGCAGCAACGCUCGAGUGGAGGCCACGUGUUUGCAGACGGACCAGAACCAGAACCAGGAGAUGGACCAGAACCAGAACCAGAACCAGGAUUCCUCAUCCAGCAGGACUAAAGCUGCUGGUCUGCAGAAUCCUAAAGGAAGACCCAAAAGAUACAGCUGUGAUCGUUGCGAGCAAGUCUUCACCACUUCAUCAAACCUGAAGAUCCAUAAGAAAACUCACACUGGUGAUGAACUGUACAGCUAUGAUCACUGCGGGGUGGCUUUUACCCGACAAUUUGAUCUAAUAAACCACCAACGUAUUCACACUGGAGGAGACAAGCCUUACAGGUGUGAUCAGUGUGGAGCGGCUUUUGCCCAACAAGGUGCUCUAAAGAGUCACCAACGCAUUCACACUGGAGACAAGCCUUACAGGUGUGAUCAGUGUGGAGCGGCUUUUGCCCAACAAGGUUCUCUAACGAGUCACCAACGCAUUCACACUGGAGACAAGCCUUACAGGUGUGAUCAGUGUGGAGUGGCUUUUGCCCAGCAAAGUCACCUAACGACUCACCAACGCAUUCACACUGGAGAAAAGCCUUACAGGUGUGAUCAGUGUGGAGCGGCUUUUGCCAGGGAAAGUCACCUAACGACUCACCAACGCAUUCACACUGGACACAAGCCUUACAUAUGUGGUCAGUGUGGAGCGGCUUUUGCCCAUCAAGGUGCUCUAACGAGUCACCAACGCAUUCACACUGGAUUCAAGCCUUACAGAUGUGGUCAGUGUGGAGCGGCUUUUGCCGAGCAAGGUGUUCUAACGAGACAUCAACAUAUUCACACUGGAGAGAAGCCUUACAAGUGUGAUCAGUGUCAAGCGGCUUUUGCCCGACAAGGUUCGCUAACGAGACAUCAACGUAUUCACACUGGAUUCAAGCCUUACAGAUGUGGUCAGUGUGGAGCGGCUUUUGCCGAGCAAGGUGAUCUAACGAGACAUCAACGUAUUCACACUGGAUUCAAGCCUUACAGGUGUGAUCAGUGUGGAGCGGCUUUUGCCCAACGAAGUUCUCUAACGACUCACCAACGCAUUCACACUGGAGACAAGCCUUACAGGUGUGAUCAGUGUGGAGCGGCUUUUACCCAACAAGGUUCUCUAACGAGUCACCAACGUAUUCACACUGGAGACAAGCCUUACAGGUGUGAUCAGUGUGGAGCGGCUUUUGCCCACCAAAGUUCUCUAACGACUCACCAACGCAUUCACACUGGAGACAAGCCUUACAGGUGUGAUCAGUGUGGAGCGGCUUUUACCCACCAAAGUUCUCUAACGACUCACCAACGCAUUCACACUGGAGACAAGCCUUACAGCUGUGAUCAGUGUGGAGUACGUUUUGCCACAUCAAGUAAUCUAAGAAGUCACCAGCGUAUUCACACUGGAUGAAGUGUAAAGUGUACAUUUGUGAUCAUUGCUGAUUAAUUUUAACAUUGGUUAAAUUAUAAUGCAACAGCAGUUCAGUACCAGUGCAGUACACUUGUAAUGUCAGUGCAAUACCGGUUCAGUUCCAAUGCAGUACCUUUUCUGUACUUGUUAGGGUUUGACAUUUCAUGUUGACAUUUCCUGUUUUAUUUUGAAGCCCAUGUCCUUGUGUUUAGGUUCUUGUCUGACCUUCCUGUUCCCAUCUGCCCGGAUCGUCUGCACCUGUAUCUCCUUAACCUUUGUGUAUAUCUGGUCUUGUCUUUCCCCUGCUCCUUGCUGGUCCGUAUUGUUUUGCCCUCCAUAAUAAUAAUAAUAAUAAUAAUAAUAAUAACCUUUAUUUAACCAGGUAAGACUCAUUGAGAUUAAAAAUCUCUUUUCCAAGAGCGACCUGGCCAAGAGGGCAGCAUAAGUUACAACAGAAAACACAACAAAAAACAACAAACAGCAAUCACACACUGUAGUCAGGAACACAAAUUACAUACAACAUAAACGGGUCCAUAUAAUUUGAAAACUUUUUGGCACCAUUUGAAUUAAAAACAAGCACAUUGCCCGAGAGAACUAGUUUCUCGAUCCUUUAAAAUUGAUCGAAAUUCCCCCAGAGUGAUCAGUUGAGGUAAUCUCAGAUCGUUCUGUAUGUCAUUCCAUGACCGGGGAGCAGCGUAACCGAAGGCUUUUUUCCCAAGUUCAGUGUUGGCUCUAGGAACGAACAUGCGCAGAACGUCCUGUGAGCGUAAACUGUAAGGAUUAGAGACUCUAGACAUGUAAGAACAUAAAUAAGAGGGAACCAGCCCAAGAAGAGAUUUAUAAAUGAACGCUAACCAUCGAGAAAGUCUGCGGGCAGAUAGAGACGGACAAUUUGCAGUCCAUGUUUUUCCCAUCAGGUUUUGUCAUAGUUUUGGAUUCUGGUUCACAGUUUGGUUUUUGUAUCCUGCUUAACAGCGUUUUUGGUUCUGUUUUUAAGUUAAUAAAUCACAGUUUUUGGGAACUCCUGCCUCCUGCUCUCCUGCAUCUGGGUCCUCACUACAACAUCCUGACAGUACCAGUGCAACCCCAGUGUUACACCAAUUCAAUUUUAUUUGUUGACAGGGACUGUAAAUAUUAAUAAACACAUGUAAAUAUGCUGGUUGUGGCCAGAGGCUAAUUUCCACCAUCCGUCCCCGCGGCAAAUUAAUACCAGACACAGAAUCGGACACCAGCAGACAAAGGAGACGAGAUAUGACAUUCAUACCAACAAAAACAAAACAUUAAAAGGCACGACUGAACUAGAUAAAAAUCAUUAAGGAAUAAAACAUGUUACAAUUGAUACCAGCAAUUAAGUGGCCGUCAUGUUUAAAGUGCAGGAGUUUGUUAAAUGUUGAUGCAGAUUGCAGGUCGCCCCAUUGCUUCUCUAAUGCUCAGAGUUGUGAAGUGCUAAUG